Clunio marinus is the source of this 765-nucleotide messenger RNA. NCBI's taxonomy places the organism in Eukaryota, Metazoa, Arthropoda, Insecta, Diptera, Chironomidae. The record is from the annotation of a GenBank genome assembly.
AUGAGCUAUUCAAACUCACCAAUGUCCUUUUUGGACGAAGAUAAAUAUAAUUCUGAACGAAUUUUGGCAAUGAAAUAUAUCAAAGAUAGAAUAGAACGUGCAUCAACUGUUCAAAAUAUUUUAGCACCAAUAACAUCACAAGAUGAAUACAUUUUCGAAAAAGUUAACGAUAAUGCAUCAGAUGUGAGUGAACUCUCUGAUCCUUUUGCUGAAAUUGGAACGAAUAUAAUUUAUAACGCUGAACAUAAGCAAAAACGUCGCUUAAGUAAAGUAGAAGCAGACGUUUUGAUCAUGAAUUCAUUUCCACCAACUCAUAUGGAAGUACAGAAUGAGCUUGUAGGUGAGAUGAAACUUAAACCACCGAAUUUGGAUGUUGAGAAGAUCAUGGAAAAUCUAAUAAAUAAAACUGAGGCAAUCGAUGAUGAUUCAGAAGGAUUUAAAGAAUUAACUGAAAAAUUAAAAAAUGCUGGAUUGGAAGGACACAAAGAAAGAAAGAAGAAAUUGCUUGAAAAAGAAAAACUUAAACAGAAGCCAAAAAUAAAGAAAACAAAGGAAGAACAAGAUUUAGAAGCUAGUUCCAUGUUGUCUGGUGUUUGGAGAAUGUUAGAUGCAGCUUCAAUGGAGGAAGACGGAUUCCCAAUCACUCAAGCAGGUUACAACUUUUAUGAGGAUAAGAAGACACGUGUGCUGCCAUCAGACUUAACUUGGAAUCAAAAAGAAGAAAUAAGAAGGAAAUGUGAAAAUUGGCUUAAAGAAGUGAAAUAA